CUCCGUUUUCAGACAACUCUGGACUAUCCCUCACAAAGGAAUUAUUUAUUUUUGCCCUCACACUAAAGCUUCUGAACCUGGAAGCCAAAGGAAACACCAUCCUAUAUCUUCCCUAUGUCUUCAUUAACCAUGUCAGUGCGGCUCGCAGUUCUUCAUGUGUUAGGCAUUCUAUCUCUGACCUGCAGCAGUUCUGGAUCUGAAUUAAGUGUUCCAGUGCCCAUCUCAUGCGGGACUCGCGCGGCUGAUCUGCCGGACUCCGCUCAGCGGGUUCUGUGUCCGGCCAACUGCAGUCUGUGGAAAAUGUCCGUGUUCGGUUCCGGUGUCUACGCCUCCGUUUCCAGCGUGUGCGGCGCAGGAGUGCACAGCGGGAUCAUAGGAGUAUCAGGAGGGCCGCUGGAGAUUCAGAAACGGCAGGGCAGGACCAACUACCUCAGCUCCUUCGCACACGGCAUCCAGUCUCAAACUCUUUCCCGCUGGUCUGCAUCUUUCACGGUGGCCAGAGCUAUCAGCUCACCAAUGGAAGUAUCCAGCCAAACCAGCAGCUCUUCCACCCCAGCGUCUGGACCAGUGAAGAAAACGGUCAAGAAAAACCUGAAGAAACCUCCAGCAGCAGAAAACAGAGACUGCCAAGUGGAUAUUGCUCUGCUGCUGGAUGGAAGCUACCACAUAGGGCAACGGCGCUUCAACCUGCAGAAGAACUUCAUUGGUAGACUGGCAGCGAUGCUAAAAGUUGGUCCAGAUGGACCACGUGUAGGGGUGGUGCAAGCAAGUGAGUCUCCUCGGACUGAGUUCUACCUAGGCAACUAUAGUAUGCCUAAAGAUGUGAUUUUUGCCCUGAAGGAAGUAGCUUAUAUAGGAGGCAACACCAAUACAGGCAAGGCCAUAUUAUACGCUGUGCGGAAUUUCUUCAAUCCUGAAUAUGGAGUGCGAAGAGGUCAUCCACGAAUUAUUGUGGCCUUUGUUGACGGUUGGCCCUCUGAUAACCUGGAGGAUGCAGCAGUAAUGGCCAGAGAAUCUGGCAUUAAUGUGUUUGUAGUGUCCGUUGCCAAACCUAUCCCUGAGGAGAUGGGAUUGGUGAGGGAUCAGGACUACAUGAAGAAAGCUGUCUGCAAAGACAAUGGUUUCUUUACAAUGUCCAUGCCCAGUUGGUUCAGCACAAACAAGUUUGUAAAGCCGCUGGCUCAAAAACUGUGCUCCCUUGAUCAGUUACUCUGCAGCAAGACAUGCUAUAACUCAGUCAAUCUGGGCUUCCUGAUUGAUGGUUCCAGCAGCGUGGGUGAUGCAAACUUCAGACUGGUCCUAAGCCUCCUAAGCUCCAUUGCUCGCAACUUUGAUAUCUCGGAUAUUGGAUCACGUGUAGGGGCCAUCCAGUUCACCUAUGACCAGAGGUUGGAGUUUGGGUUCAAUGAGCAUACAAGAAAAGAUGAUGCCUUGAGGGCCAUCCAGAACAUCCCAUACAUGAGUGGUGGUACAGCCACUGGAGAUGCCAUCACCUACGCUGUCGAGAAUCUCUUCCAGCCUCGUACCAUGGGCAUGGGCAAGAAGUAUCUCAUCAUUGUGACUGACGGCCAGUCCUAUGAUGAUGUCAGAGGGCCAGCAAUUGCUGCUCAAAGAACGGGGAUUACAGUGUUCUCUGUGGGUGUGGCCUGGGCUCCAAUGGAGGACCUGAGGGCCAUGGCAUCGGAACCCAAAGAUACCCACACCUUCUUCACCCGUGAGUUCACCGGCCUCGAGCAGUUCGAGCAGCCAAUUGUACGGGGGAUCUGCAGGGACUUCACCGAGUCCAAUUAGAAACUUGUCUGAGUAGGUGGUAGAAAAUAGGAAGUUUUUGAGCAGGUGGGAGAAAGAAAUAUUUUGAGAAGAAAAAAAUGCAGUAAAGAAAAAAAAGAAAGCGAGAGAGAGAGAGAGAGAGAGAGAGAGAGAGAGAGAGAGAAAAAGCAAUAGAAGAAGAAAAAAGGAAAUAGAGAGAAUGUUAUGGUCUUGUUUGACCAUCUCUACACAUACUAGAAUAAAACAGUAGUUUUUUUUUGUUUCUUUGUUAUUGUCUUUCAAAACUAGAUAUAUUCUCUGUGCAAGGAUAGGCCUUUCGUCAUUGUUUGGUUGGGAAAAGUGUUUGCAUGUUUGUAUGCUUAAGAUGUGUGCUUGAUCCAAAGAUGUUACAGCUUAAUCUGUAUAAAAUGUACCAAACUCAUCCCUCUGUAACGACACAAAGUGUAAUUACUUGAGAGACGCAACCUUGUCCUAUUUUAGGAAAUACACAUCUUACUGUAAUUUUUGUUUCUUUUCUAAGUUUGAGGUCCAAAAUGAACAGCAGUAUCAUUAUCACAGUAUUAAAAAAAUAACAACAAAGAAAGGCUGAUGUAUCAGAAUGGCGAGACUGUCAGUUUCCAGAAAGGUUUGAUGCCUCUGCGUUAGUGGGAGCACAAGAGAAAAGGUCUGCACUCGUGUACAAAAAACAAAGAGCAAAGCUAAGAAAGCUGUCCGUAGAGUGCCCUCUUGUGCCAACCAGCUGUAGUACAGUAAAGUGGAGAGAAUACGAGUUAACAUUCUACAACUCAAAGGUUCACCAAACCACAGAUAACAUGCCUGUGUUAUAUCAAGUAAUGCAAUCUGUACUAGGGGACACAAACUACACAAGCACUGCAGUACAUGCACAGUUUUUUUCUAUUACAUAAUAUGUUAGUCACAUAUUGUACGUUUGAGAAUGUUCGGCACAUUACACGUAUGGAUUUCAGAUGUUGAGGAAUGCAUUUGAACUAUAAGCAGUAAACUUGUUUUCAUCACAUAUGUAUACUUUCUUUGGCUUAAAUUAUGCUUUCAUGUACUUAUUGUUUCUUGUAUACCCAUCUAUAUGCAUGCUGAGCUGCCUUGCAAACUGAGAAGGGAGGGGAGGGGGGCUUUAGAGUGAUUGUACAUUUCUAUUUAAUUUAUUACUUUCCUCUUAAUAAAGGACAAGGUAUUUUUACAAGAUGA
Messenger RNA from Colossoma macropomum (tambaqui), 2973 nucleotides. It is a transcript of the gene coch, whose product is annotated as coagulation factor C homolog, cochlin (Limulus polyphemus). NCBI's taxonomy places the organism in Eukaryota, Metazoa, Chordata, Actinopteri, Characiformes, Serrasalmidae. The record is from RefSeq and is a predicted model, not a curated record. Bases 115 to 1791 code for a protein of 558 amino acids. The transcript has 12 exons.